UUUUAUUGUUUUUCUUUACAGGUACCAAGACAAUGUUAAAAGCUUUCAAAAUUGUGACCUUUGUGCUGAUCAUCACAGUGUCAGGUCUUCUCAUCAAACAAAACAGUAUUUCCAAUAUAUAUUUUAUCAUAGCAGAACUUUUUAACUCUAAUGCCAGGAAUUUAAACUACAGUGCAAGUUGGAGAGCUGACAACUUAUUUAAUCAAACAGGUGAAUCUGCAAGUGCUGUGACUAUGAAAUCAAAGGUCCUUCUAAGUGAAGGAGUUGAUAAAUUUCUUCUUAAACCUACCAAAAGGACCGUGACUCUGAGUCCCAGAGAGAUUCUGAGGAAAGGAGACGGAAUAAUAUUUCUGGAGACUACAAAUAGCCUUCGGCCAUCUUCUUUAGUAUUGUGUGCUAUUGAGUCAGCAGCCCAUGUGUACCAUAACAGGCCAGUAGUCUUCUUCAUGAAAGGUUUAACCGAUAUAACUACAAUGGAAGAGGAGAGCCAAAUACGGAACACCUUCCCAACACUUGCAACCUAUAAGAAUGUCUACAUCUUUCCCCUGAGACUUGAGGAAAUAUUUGAGGACACCCCUCUUCUUCCAUGGUACAAAAAGUUUCGCAAAGGUUAUUGUGGUCCAACAGUCAUUUUUUAG
Molecule: messenger RNA, 638 nt
Organism: Xenopus tropicalis (tropical clawed frog)
Lineage: Eukaryota; Metazoa; Chordata; Amphibia; Anura; Pipidae
Exons: 2
Coding region: 33-638 (201 amino acids)
Source: RefSeq, a predicted model, not a curated record